AUGAUCAUUGAGUCAAAGAAAAAUCUAUGCUGGAAGAGCUCUCUAAGGGUGAUAUAAUCCAACCUCCUGCUCGGAGCAGAGAGCACUGGAGUUAGAUCAGGAAACACUCCUUUACAUCUUGCUGUGAUGUUGGGACAUAAAGAAUGUGCCCACUUGCUUUUAGCCCAUAAUGCUCCAGUAAAGGUGAAAAAUGCUCAGGGAUGGAGCCCUCUUGCAGAAGCCAUCAGCUAUGGAGACAGACAAAUGAUUACAGCACUCCUAAGGAAGCUUAAACAGCAGUCCAGGGAAAGUGUUGAAGAAAAGCGACCUCGAUUGUUAAAAGCCCUGAAAGAGCUAGGUGACUUCUAUCUAGAGCUUCACUGGGAUUUUCAAAGUUGGGUGCCUUUACUUUCCCGAAUUCUGCCUUCUGAUGCAUGUAAAAUACACAAACAAGGUAUAAAUAUCAGGCUGGACACAACUCUCAUAGACUUUACCGACAUGAAGUGCCAACGAGGGGAUUUAAGCUUCAUUUUUAACGGUGAUGCUGCACCCUCUGAAUCUUUUGUAGUUUUAGACAAUGAACAAAAAGUUUACCAGCGAAUACAUCAUGAGGAAUCUGAGAUGGAAACAGAAGAAGAGGUUGACAUUUUGAUGAGCAGUGAUAUUUACUCAGCAACAUUAUCAACCAAAUCAAUUACCUUCACGCGUGCCCAAACGGGAUGGCUAUUUCGAGAAGACAAAACAGAAAGAGUAGGAAACUUCUUGGCAGAUUUCUACUUGGUUAAUGGACUUGUAUUAGAAUCAAGGAAAAGACGAGAACAUCUCAGUGAGGAGGAUAUUCUUCGAAAUAAAGCUAUCAUGGAGAGCCUGAGUAAAGGUGGCAACUUAAUGGAACAAAAUUUUGAGCCUGUCAGACGGCAGUCUCUUACUCCACCAUCACCCAACACAAUUACGUGGGAAGAGUACAUAUCUGCUGAAAACGGAAAAGCUCCUCACCUGGGUAGAGAGCUGGUCUGCAAAGAAAGCAAGAAAACCUUUAAAGCCACGAUAGCUAUGAGCCAGGAAUUUCCCUUAGGAAUCGAAUCAUUGUUGAAUGUUUUGGAAGUAAUUGCACCCUUCAAGCACUUUAACAAACUUAGAGAAUUUGUUCAAAUGAAGCUUCCGCCAGGCUUUCCUGUAAAAUUAGAUAUUCCUGUAUUUCCCACCAUCACAGCCACUGUGACUUUUCAGGAGUUCCGUUACGAUGAAUUUGAUGAAUCCAUCUUCACUAUUCCUGAUGACUACAAGGAGGACCCCAGCCGUUUUCCUGAUCUCUAACUAAACUGGAAGGCUAGUGGUGAAUGACAACACCAGCGUACCACAGUGGAAGCAAGUGGAUGCAAAUAGCCCACAGACAGAGAUACAAAAGUGGGUCGUAAAGAAAGGGAUAGACUUAAUAAUCCAGAAGAAAAGGGAACGUGCAUCAAAUGAUGUACUGCUACUCACUACAAUGGGCAUCUAAUCUAGUUCCUGAUUUCCAGCAAGUCUCCUGAUGUGUCGUUCACUCUUUUAUACAUCCAGUACUGCAAGCGUGGUAGUCUGACGCCUCGAUGACCCCGAGAGUACUUAACAGCUGUGAGGACUAUCAUUAUUUUUAAAUUUUUUACAUUUCUUGGUGAUACAAAAAGCAUUCUUGGACCAUUAGCGUAAAAGUUGAAAUGUCUUGGCCGGAUAUUAGCCCUCUAGAACAUCCCACCACACUGAAGAUGACCAUAUUCUAUUCUUUGGAGCUUUGUUUUCAUGAAUUGUAAAAUAUGUAUCAUUAUGUAUAGUUCAGUAACUUGAAUGUUAGUUGAACGUAUAGAAGGAAUGCAUUUUCUGUAGACGAAUGAACCAAACGGUAACCAUUAAACAGUUGCA
Leptosomus discolor (cuckoo roller) is the source of this 1878-nucleotide messenger RNA. NCBI's taxonomy places the organism in Eukaryota, Metazoa, Chordata, Aves, Leptosomiformes, Leptosomidae. The record is from RefSeq and is a predicted model, not a curated record.